This is a messenger RNA of Anneissia japonica, 7778 nucleotides long. Its product is annotated as MAP kinase-activating death domain protein-like. The coding region runs from base 226 to 5262 and encodes 1678 amino acids. The transcript is spliced from 30 exons. NCBI's taxonomy places the organism in Eukaryota, Metazoa, Echinodermata, Crinoidea, Comatulida, Comatulidae. Gene Ontology annotation, biological process: regulation of Rab protein signal transduction; regulation of apoptotic process. The record is from RefSeq and is a predicted model, not a curated record. Gene Ontology annotation, molecular function: guanyl-nucleotide exchange factor activity. Gene Ontology annotation, cellular component: cytosol.
UUGAUUAUUGAUCAUCUUUUGUUAUCGUUAUCUAUUUUUCUUCACACGGUACCACGGUUGGUUGGUUGCAGAGAGAAGCAGGCAGAGAGACGUAGGCCUAGUCUUCGUAUUUUUAUUAAUGUCAGGAAGAAUAUAAGUAUGUGAACACAGAAUCUACCAGAAUAUUUUCGCAGUUUAUCAAUUUACUUGCCCUUGAUCUGGUCAUGACAUUUGAAUGCAGUAACCAUGAGCUCUACUUGGAAAGGUAGCUACCUCUGCCCUAGAUUGCUAGAUUAUUUAGUCAUAGUUGGUGCCAGACAUCCUAGUCGUAAUAAUGAAGUUGCACAAACACCAGAACUUUUGCGACGAUACCCAGCGGAAGAUCAUCGGGAUUUUCGUUUACCCCCAGAUGUUAUAUUUUUUUGCCAACCUGAGGGUUGUCUGACAGUGGGCCAGAAACGAAACAGCUUGCGUGAUAAUACCUCAUUUGUUUUUACUUUAACGGAUAAAGAUAGUGGUCGUAUGCGAUAUGGAAUUUGUCUCAAUUUCUAUAGACCAUUUAGGACAUCAGAACGCAAAUCAGCCGGUGGGAAACGAGAGAAAAUGCUUGCAAACAACCGGCAGAACUCAUCAAGUAGUAAUGAUACAUUGAGUCUCCCGCUUUCUGAUGACCAGGAGUUGAAACGAUCCCCUCGUACCAAACGGCGCAUCAAACAAUCUAAGAAAGUACGCAACAAUUCUCUGACAUCGCUAUGCAUCUUGAGUCAUCAUCCAUUUGUGUCAACGUUUAGAGAAUGUCUGUUUAUUUUGAAGCGUUUGAUUGAUGCCUGUCAUGACAGGAGCACAAGUCGAAAGCAUGGCGGCAAGAGUAAUUUAAGGGAUUCAAUUUGGGGUGUCUUGACUGGAAUCUGUAAUGAGAUUCCUGCUAUGGUUCGGCACGACAUCCGGGAAAUUGAAACUUGGAUCUUGCGGUUACUCAGCGCUCCUGUACCCGUGCCGGGGAAGACGAGAGUAGAGCUAGAUGUUUUACCAAACAACCUACAAUCUCCACUGACAUUUGCAUUGCCAGAUCAUACUCGAUUCUCAUUGGUCGAUUAUCCAUUGCAUCUACCACUGGAACUUCUUGGUGUUGAGACUUGUCUUAAGGUCUUAACACUUAUCAUUCUAGAAAAUAAGGUUAUUUUACAGUCAAGAGAUUACAACGCACUGUCAAUGAGUGUAUUAGCCUUUGUGAAUAUGAUUUACCCAAUGGAAUACAUGUUUCCAGUCAUACCACUACUACCGACAUGUAUGGGAUCUGCUGAACAGUUGUUACUUGCCCCCACGCCUUUUGUCAUUGGAAUUCCAGCUAGUUUCCUCCUUUACAAGAAUAACUUUGGCCUUCCUGAUGAUGUCUGGCUGAUCGAUCUAGAUUCUAAUAGGAUUGUGCCACCUACUGACGAUAAUAUUUUACCAGACUUGCCAGAGCCGGAAGGUUCGACCCUGAGGGCGCAUUUAAAGCAGAUUGUAUCUACGGUCCAAACUGAGAAUGGGGCUUUGCAGAGUAUGAACAUGUCGCCUUCACCAACUGGAGAAAACUCUGACGACUUUCUUGACAACAUCAAUAGCAGCGCCCUCAUCUUUGGGACUGAUGUUGCCUCCGUUGAUGUGGCAACGAGGGUAGCUAUUGUCAAGUUCUUUAUGUCGCCGAAUGUGAUAGCCAAUCACAAUGAGCAUACACGUACAUUACGACUUCAUCCUAGGCCAGUUGUGGCCUUCCAAGUUAAAAACUUUCUGGAAUCUAGGCCAAAGAAAACAGAAUUUAUUGACAAGUUAGCCAGAACACAGGCUAUAGAAUAUUUUGGUGAGUCCUGUCUAAAACCGGUCAACGUUACAUAUCUCAGAAUCCAGACAGGUGUCUAUGAUCCGGCAAUCAUCGGCGACAAGUCAAGUUGGUACAGUCAUCAAUUAAUAGCCAACUUCUUUCGGGUCUACUCCGAGAAUUCCUCCCUGGCUACGGCGAUCCAGGGCAUGAUGGCGGCUGAUUCAGACUCCUCGAACCCCACGGACGAGAGUGGAGAGGACAGUGAUGGUGGCAGCACAAGUUCCUCUUAUUCCUCGUUGAAUGAUUUUGUAACCGACAUGAAAAAUAGUGACAUCAGAGGGGAUGCACCAGAGCAUCAAGAUGUCCUCCAGAGUGAAGUAAAUCAGCUUGAAGUAUACCACGCUCCUGAUUCACUCCAGGUGCCGUCAGAAAGCCAGGCCAGCGACUCUGCUUGCUCCGUACCAGACAGCGACUCAUCCAGUAGCCAAGAAGCGCCACCAUAUGAUUCUUCUGAUGAUGAAGCAGACGGGGAAGAUGAGGAGGAGAUAAAUUGGCGGCCAAAGAGACCAGUUGAAAUUAUUGAGCCGACUGGGAAUGAUACUGACGCCGAUAUUGACAGUCUGAAGUACGACUCGGACAACAACUCAGCGAGCACCGUGAAAUCUCGCACAGGUAUCGAAGUCAUCAAUGAGCAACCCGGCCAAGUAGACGAGGACAACAACAAGAUCCAGGUGCCAACUGAGGGCAGUGUCAAACGUGCGACACUUCGCCAACAAGGCAAGUCUCACUCUGUAGAUGUUGGACGUAAUGCUCAUGAACCAACGUCACCAUCAGUCCUCGAGAAGAUGACCGCGCUGUUUAGGUCCGAAUCAAGCGAUUCCUCUAACCCUCCAUCGCCGGUGAAGUCGAAGAAAUCAUCCCUUUUCCAAGGGAUUAUGGAUUUUGCAAUGGACUCUGAGCGUGACCGUCCUAACUCACCAGCUUCAUCAAAUGGAGCUGACUUGACCUACACUCCGAGUGUAACCUCAGACCCUGGACCAUAUCGUAGCAGUAGCGGCGUUUCUAGCAUGAGUACUGGUUUAGGAAUCCCCACUCGCAAGAAAAAAACAACAAGCUCUCCUUUCCCUACUAAUACGCGCAAAUCACUUGUCGAAAGAUCACCACUAAUAAAACACUCAUCUACCAAGAAACCUAAUGAGAAAGAGAAGAAAAAACUGAACACAGCCAACGAUGAACGACCAAACAGUGACAGUCAGCUGUUCCUAAAGGAGAUCACUAGAGGUGUUUUAGAAGGAAACAACGUUGGCUGGUUCAAUUUCUCUCGUCUGAAGAAAUUGAUGCAGAAUGAGAAUCUCAGAGCCCAAGUGAUCAGUCAACUGUACCCUCAGGAGAAUACAGUCACAGAAGACUUCAUUGAAGAUACCAAAGUAACCAAGCCAGUAUACAAAGGGGUUGUGUCGGUGCUGAAGGCAAUCAUUGCAGGCCUGGAACACUCCUAUGACGUGCAUGCGGCUGGUGGCGUAGCGAGUGCGUUCGCUCUACUAGAGAUCGCCCACACUCACUACUUUGGUAAGGAGCCUGUUAAAGUCAGCAAGGUGAAGGACACAAAGCAUGCUGGGAUAGUUGAUGGUUCAGAUAGAGACAAGUCCUGGUAUGGGUACAGUGGUGGUUAUCGUAAACGUCUUGGUGGUGGGGCUAUAAAUACACAUAGUCUGAAUGAGGACAACUUUAUUGCGGCCAUAGAGAGUUGGCAACGCGGAAGAACACCCAGCAAUCAGACUGAGAAUCUUGAAGCUGUUGGCAGAGAAGACAGCGGUAAUAACAGUUCAUACGAGAUGAUCGAUGAAGGUGAAGCCUCGAUUGGUAGCACAACAGGAGCGGGAGUCUUCGGCGCUGUGGGAAUUGCGGCGGGAAUUGCCGUAACCGCCUUUGAAGGGUUGAUGCGACUUGGAGGUGCAAUGGGUAGUAAAAUAGAUAUUACACCACUUACCGGAAACCCAAAGGAGAAUGCUGGUGACACGGUAGCAACAACUGAAGAUGGAGUUGCAGAGCAACCUCCCAAAAGUCGUCGGAAACGCUCAUUGAGCAUGGACUCCGAGGGCUCUGAAAACAGCACGUUAGUUAGUAACACCAGCUCAGAGACGAUGGGUAAUGAUGACAGUGAUUUAAGUUACAACGAUGGGGAUGGACGGUCACAUAACAGGUCCAGAAUUAAUCAUCAGUCUAUAAGACCAGUAUCCGACAGCGAGAUUGAACUUAACCGGGAUGUGAGUUUAGCAGUCAAUAGACCAAACCCAAUUAGCACAUUAACAGCUAAAAGUUGCUUCAGUGCAGGAUUCAGGUAUCACAAGAACAAGAUGAUUUCUACUGACUCUGACAACACUGAAGGAAUUCUCAGGCAUUACGUCUUUGAAGCACUAAUAGGUAAGGAUAGGUCUGCUUUGUGGGAUCAUUUGGAAUUCUGGGAGGAUGCGUACCUGGAUGCGGUUGCCGCGGAGAGAGAUGCAGUUGGCAUGGACCAAGGCCCAGCAGAGAUGAUUCACCGAUAUGAAUCGUUGGGACAAACCGAUAAGAAACGACUGGAGGAAGAUGAGGAUAAGCUGUUAUCUGACACCUUGUACAACAUGAUAGCUUUUAUGGUAAUGCUGAAGGUACCGAAGCCAGAUGUGAAAAAGAAAGUCCGUCGUCUGCUUGGCAAGUCACAUAUCGGACUCAAGCAUAGUGCUGCUGUUAAUAAUCUUCUGGAUCAUAUCAAUAACCUUCAUGGUAACGAUAUUGAUCUAAAACCUUCGGGUAGCCGGCAGAUGCGGAAACAUUCGUUCGUUGUACACGCUGGGAGCGACAACAAAGGAGACGUUCUCUUCAUGGAGGUGUGUGAUGAUUGUGUAAUUAUCCGAAGCGGCAAUGGUGCGAUCUGCGACCGCUGUUGGUACGAGCGACUGAUCAACAUGACAUUUUGUCCCAAAACUAAAGUACUCUGUCUUGGUAGGCAAGUUCACGGAGAGACCCGACUUGACAAGUUCUACACCAAGAAGUGCAAGGAGCUGUACAACUGCAUCAAAGAAAGUAUGGAGAAGGCAGCCAGUAAGCUAAAGAAUGGCAUGUCAGGAGAGCCUGAGCUCGGUGGGGAAUUUCCCAUUCAAGACUUGAAAACUGGAGAGGGUGGUCUACUUCAUGUGACGAUGGAAGGCAUCGGUCUCAAGUUCUCUCACUCCAAGGAUAAAGAGGCUUUUAUUGAGUUGAAGGACAUCAAAGAGUACAAGACAAAGAAUGAUGUGUUUAUUCUGCAUGAAUUUGAUUCUUCAAACAAGAACUUGAUAAAACGGCGAUUUAGAUCUUCAAUGGCAAGCGACAUCGGUUAUGCUAUGUUGUGCGUGUUCUCAUAUGUAGCUGCAGCAAAAAGCGGUGACGGUACAAAUCGCAAAGAGCAUGAAGCGAAAAUGGCCAUCACUAGGCUGGAGUACAUGAAGUCGCCAUAAUGGACAUGACCAUCUAUUCGGGGAAUGAAUCAUGACCAUGUAAUCACAGGAGUGGACUAGGCCAUGUAUUUGCCUUUGUGUACCAUGACUGCUAUCACCAUAGUAGAAAAUUGCCAUGUAAUCACAAUAAUGACUUAUGUAAUUUCCAUAAUGUGCCAUGAUCAUAUUGUUGCCAUAGUGGACUAGGGCCAUGUAAAAUACCAUACUGGUUCAUGACCAUGUCCAUAGUGGACCAUGGCUGUGUAACUACCGCAGUGGUCCAUUGGAUUAUUAUAGUGGACUUCGAUCAAACAAUUACCAUGUAGAAUAUCAUAGUGGACCAUGGCCAUGUAAUUACCAUAGGGGGCCAUGGCCAUACAAUUACCAUAGUGGACCAUGACAAAGGCUAAAGACCACAGAAAAAACAUUUCUCCAAUACAAUAGAAUAUAGAUGCAUGUCAAAAUGGGUUUUUCGGUUUGCUUCUCCAUCAUUUGAAUCACAUGACUAACUACCAAUAGUUAUGUGCUUAUUACACUGCGAAGCUGAUAUGGAACAAGAAAUACAGAGGCUUGUAGCAAGUACUGUUGUAUAUUCUAUCUUCAAUCCAUAUUAUUCAAAGUAAUUUACCUCAAGUAAAGUAAUUAUUUCUUUUAAACUAUGCUACAUAUCUUUACUUGCAUAAUAUUUAACAGAUAACAAAGCAAAUUAUAGCAGAUGAGAAAAUUAGCUGAAAUGGUACUGCAUUAUGGUGUCAAAAUUAGGCUGGAUUAGUGAUUCAAAAACAUGCAGUGUAAAACAACAACAACCUCCUCUGUUGGUCUGAGUGACCAUAUGAUGUAUCUAAAUGAGACUGGUGCAUUAGAUAUUGUUGAAAUAUUAUAUUUUGAAAUUGAUUUUUAUUGAGUGAUCAAAAAGUAUUUGUAAUACAUGUGAGUGUGUAAUGGUAUAAAAUACAUGAUAAGUUAUAUAUUGGUAAUUGCUGUUGACUUGAUGAAUAAUAACAUCAUUAAUAAUGUGCAAUCAGGCAUAGAAGUAAUGCAAUGUUUUCUAUUGAUCAGCAGUUUUGGGUGGGGUGUAAGGUUUGGUGGGGAGUAGGGCUUGGAAACAUCUGGGAUUUGAGAGAAUGGGAGAGGUAAUUGGUUAAGUCAAAAUAUGGGGGAACCAUAUUGAGUUUGUGGUGUUAUUCCCAUAUUGGUGUAAUCUAAUAUUUAGUAUACUAUUCUUUUGUCAGAUGCAGAUUCCAGAUUUGAAGGAUUGAUAUAUCAGACAAACAUUAGCAUUCCCAGCCAACAAACAAAUAGUUAUUCCAGUAAUUCCGUAUAAUGUAAAUGGUGCAAUGGCAAGUAUGUUCUAGUGGUGGUGGAACAAUUGUAAAGAAUCUCUAUCCUAACCUUCACUCCACACUUUCAUUGAAAGUCUUUCAAAUUUCAACCAUUCCAAAAUAAAUUGUGGCAUAAUGUAAAUGAUAAUAGUAACGAUAAUUAUAAUAUGGCAGUGUAGCAGAAGAAAGCACAUGGCAAAAUGGCCUCAUACACUUCACCAAAAAUUGCGUUGAAAUUAACUAUGGAAUACAAGACCUUCGGAUUUCCCACACCUUGCAGUAAUUGGCUCAAAACCUUUUUGCAAGUGAAUUAAUGCAACAUAAACAGAAAGAAGAAGAAAUAUACUGUACAUGAAUAUAUAAUCACAGGCUGAACACUGCAUGGUUUCCAGCAAUUUGUGGCUAUUAUUGUUGUUAAUUUAACUUCAGUUUUCAUAAUAUCCCUGAAACAUCUUCCCAACGAAGAUUAAACUGUGUUUAGGUUUCUAAAAAUACUACCCAAGCCACUGCAAUUAAUUUAAUUCAUCUAAUGUAUUCAAAAGUUUACCUAUGUAUUCGAUUUCCCCAAAAUUUAUUUUGUGCAAUAUCUCAUAGUAAAUACCUUCAGAAUUUAUUUAAUAGUAAUUUAUGAAUGAUUCUGAAUAAUUUCAUCAUUCUGUUCCACAUGAUGUAUAGAAUACAUAAAUAACUUAUUUAGAUAUUUAUGAUGUUAGAAAUGAUGGGUAUAUUUAAAUGCUUCAGUAUUUUGAAAGAAGUGAUACGAAAAACGAAAGCAAAUAAUAUGACAACUAUUGUAAAGAUAUGGAAACAAGGAAUAUAAUAUAAUAUACUCCUUGGUGAAACUUGUAAGAUCUGUAAGAAAAAAAAAUGAUUUAAUUAUAAUUUAUGUAACUGGAGAUAAUAUUGAUAUUUGUAUUAGAAGUACUUUAUUUUUUACUUUGUUAACAUUCAGUUGAUGUAAAAAUAGCACUGACUUACAUGUAGUAUUUUUUUCAGUGGUUAAAAAUUAAUUUUAUUUUUAGUUAUGAACUAAUUUGUAGACGAGAUGCCAUAUUUAUGGAACAAUUUUUUUUAAAAUUUAUUAAGUUGUUUAUGUUCUAUUAUGUUCAUCUAUGAUACUUCAUUUGAUAGUAUAUUAUAUUAGAGUUGCUCUGUUUUAGAUAAUUAUGCUAAUAUUGAUAUGUAAAUAAAUUGAACCUAUGCGUAGACAAAAAA